AUGUAGGGCAAUAAAAAGUAAAAAAUUAUUGAUCAUCAUGAUCAUGAGAAAUGGUUCUAACUUUCAUUCCGAAUCGGUUUUGGUUACUGUACCAUUUCUUUAACUGUUAAUUUUGAAUUUAAAUGCCGUAAUACGUGAUUAAAAAAGAUUUAUUCGGUUUCUCUUGAAAAUUAGUGAUUUCGAAGUCGCAUGCAGAAGGCCAGCGUUCGCGAUCAGCUGGCUUCCCUGACAAGCUGGCAUUGGAGCAGGUUCUGCACUUGGUGGCGGUGUCGUUUGGAGCUUAAUUCGUUGCAGUUUGCUCUAAGUUUUGUUCCAUCUAGACCAGUCCUGGAUCCACUAUGCAAUAUCACUGUCGAGACUGCCAAAAAGAUUUCGGUGCAACGCUUGUGGAUGGGAGCUGCCCGGACUGCUACAGCUCUGACGCUGUCGAACAACGAACAUCGGUUCAAGAGGGGGUUCCAAUGCCGAAGGAGCCUGUAAGCGCACCCGCUGCGACCGGUUCGAGAUUUCUGGCUGCUAUUUCCAGCCAAACGGGAAAUGCAUUGCAGCCGGUGAUCAACCCAUUGGCCUCUCCCAUGGUUGCUGCACCGGCUCCGCCCGUGCAUAAUGGCCUGCACGCUGCAGGAAAUCAUUCUGCGCCAGAUCUUCCAAAAAUUGUUCCGAAGUAUGCAAUGCCAAAACUUCGCUCGACCCAGAGCACUACGUCGGUGCCUGUCAAUACAUCAUUGCCUGUUCCAUCGGGAUCGCAGAUUCUUCCUCAAACUUUUGUCGGUAAUCGUUAUACUGCUGAUGGAGCUUCUUCUGCCACAGUGAGCCAGAAUCCCAAGUUGGUGUUUGCUCGAGCUUUGGCGAAACCGCUUUUGCAGGCGCCAGGGAAAGCAAACCCUUUUGCUCAGCUAUUUACUGCCGUCGACCAUUUGAGCCCGGAAGUUAUGAUUUGUUUGGAUGCUUGCUCCGACCCUGUGCUCCUCAAUGCACAUGCAAAUCUGAUGCAAAAUACGAUCGAAAUCAUGGAUUCCAUAAAGUUGCGGCUGGAAGAAAGGCUUAAAGCAGUGCUCAAAACGGACAUGAGUUUGUACGAAGCUGCUCACGGAAGAAAGCGGUCAGAUUCUGGUGGCAGUUCGGUUUCGAGCAAUCCUGUGACGGUUCACAGCAGUCGCCCUAAACGCAUUAUCAGCACCAUUGUGGCAAAAAAACUUCCUUCGAAUAUUACGGAAGCCGAUUUGUUUGCGUAUUUCAAAGAUUUUUGUAAAGAGCGUUCUGAAAUUCAGAAUAUUAACAUCGCCAGAAAUCCUCGAACCAGGGAGUGUAAAGGGUUUGCUUAUGUCAAGUUAGCACGCACAGAGAUCGUUCAGGAAAUUUGCCGGAGGACAAGGCAUAAAAUCACAGUUGGGCAGUUUAAUGGAGUCCAACACGAGAUCCUGGUGGAACCAUUCGACGAGCUCGACCAGUAUAAACGAAGAUUGAAAUAUACAAUUUUUAUUGGUGGCGUGUCAUCGUUCAUGAGUGAAGAAGAUUUUGUACGCAUUAUGACAGAAAAGUAUGGAAAAAUUGAGGACAUUUACUAUCAUUCUAAUGACAUGAAUCCUGGAACCGAAAAUGGUUAUGUAAAGCUGACAUUCGCUGAUCCUGAAAUAAAUAAAAAGCUGUUGGAAAAUGGUACAAUCGAAAUUAACCGCAGAAAGUUGCACUGUAAGCCUUGUGAAGAUUCCCGGAAACACGCAGAAAAUAUGAAGAAAGAGCGUGGAGAAAUCAACAAAAAUGAUAAAAAAAUUGAUAACGAUAAGGAAAACAGCGAAGGCAAAAAGAAGGAGAAGAAACCUGACGAAGAUGAUAGUAAAGGAAAAUGCUGUGUCUGUUUGGACGAAGACGUUUGCAUGCUUUUCGUACCCUGCAAUCACCUUUGCGUCUGCGAGGAAUGCUCAAAAAUGAUGGAUGAUUGUCCAUACUGCCGUGGUCGGAUUACCAAGAAAAGCAAAGUCUUUAUUCCUAACUGAAUUUUGUGUUAAAAUUUAUAUCUGCCAACAGUGAAAUUAUUACUUUUCUGCUGCUGUUUUUCCUUUUAUUGUGAUGCGCAGUAUGCUGUGCGCCGGGUUGUGAUGUCCUGAUUGAUAGUUUGUGAUCUUCUAAAGAUCGAAGAAUGUUGUUUUGUUACGAGAGAUUACUUAAUUGUUUGGUGCACAUAGUGGCAUACGGACGGCUCUUCCUUAGGCUUUAAAUUUGGUGAUGUCAUUUGCUCGAUUUUUCUGGUGCGUUUUUCUCUGUAUUCGUGUAUAAAAAAUUAAAAACACCUGGAUGUUG
Molecule: messenger RNA, 2301 nt
Organism: Paramacrobiotus metropolitanus
Lineage: Eukaryota; Metazoa; Tardigrada; Eutardigrada; Parachela; Macrobiotidae
Exons: 13
Coding region: 339-1997 (552 amino acids)
Biological process (GO): regulation of cell cycle; negative regulation of apoptotic process; positive regulation of protein ubiquitination
Cellular component (GO): nucleus; cytoplasm
Molecular function (GO): cysteine-type endopeptidase inhibitor activity involved in apoptotic process; ubiquitin protein ligase activity; RNA binding
Source: RefSeq, a predicted model, not a curated record